GCCAGCAGGGCAGGACAGCCAUGGCGGCAGCACCUACGUGGAUUCCUCUCCUUGUAGGUUUCUUGGCAGGGUUAGGGAGCGUCGAGGCCCAGCAGAUCACCCUACACCCACUUGUGGGCCGUUUCUUUGUGCAUACCUUGGACCAUGCCACCUUCCUGCGCCUUCCGGAGCACGUUGCCGUCCCACCCACCGUGCGAAUCACCUACCAUGCCCACCUCCAAGGACAUCCUGACCUGCCUCGGUGGCUCCGCUACACCCAGCGCAGCCCUAACAACUCUGGCUUCCUCUACGGCACUGCAACCCCAGAAGAUCGGGGACGCCAGGUCAUAGAGGUCACAGCCUAUAAUCGAGACAGCUUCGAUACCACUAGGCAGAGGCUGGUGCUGAUAAUUGGCGACCCAGAAGGCCCCCGGCUGCCAUACCACGCGGAGUUCCUGGUGCGUAGCCAUGAUGUGGAGGAAGUGCUGCCCUCCACACCUGCUAGCCGCUUUCUGACAGCACUGGGCGGGCUCUGGGAGGCAGGGCAACUGCAGCUGCUCAACAUAACCUCAGCCUUGGACCGUGGGGGCCGAGUUCCUCUUCCUAUUGAGGGCCGUAAAGAAGGGGUGUACAUCAAGGUGGGCUCUGCCUCGCCCUUCUCCACCUGCCUGAAGAUGGUGGCAUCCCCUGAGAGCCACGCUAGCUGUUCCCAGGGUCAGCCUCCACUUCUGUCUUGCUAUGACACUUUAGCACCCUACUUCCGCAUUGACUGGUGCAAUGUGUCUCUGGUGGAUAAGUCAGUACCAGAACCCCCGGAGGAGGUGCCCACCCCAGGCGAUGGGAUCCUGGAGGAUGACCCAUUCUUCUGCCCACCUACGGAGGCCACAGCUCAGGACUUCCUGACAGAUGCGCUGGUCACCCUCCUGGUGCCUCUGCUGCUGGCCCUGCUGCUCGCUCUGCUGCUGGCCUACAUCAUGUGCUGCCGGCGCGAGGGACGGCUGAAGAGAGACCUGGCCACCUCUGACAUCCAGAUGUUCCACCAUUUCACCAUCCAUGGGAACACAGAGGAGCUGCGGCAGAUGGCGGCCAGCCGAGAGGUGCCCCGGCCUCUCUCCACCUUGCCCAUGUUCAACGUGCGCACAGGCGAGCGGCUGCCUCCCCGUGUGGACAGUGCCCAGGUGCCCCUCAUCCUGGACCAGCACUGAUGGCCCGGCCAGCCCCGGCCUUUCCUUUCAGACAGCUGCUGACCUGUAGCUUCUGGCUUCUGGACCACUUGAACCUCAGACUCUGAACAUCAGAGAGAUGGGCUUGGGCAAAGUGAGGGAGGUGAUGGUCUAUGCAGUCCAAAUCCUGGAAUAAACAAAUGCCUACAGCUCUGCUCA
Perognathus longimembris pacificus (Pacific pocket mouse) is the source of this 1361-nucleotide messenger RNA. It is a transcript of the gene Sgca, whose product is annotated as sarcoglycan alpha. Gene Ontology annotation, molecular function: calcium ion binding. The transcript has 10 exons. Gene Ontology annotation, cellular component: membrane; sarcoglycan complex. Lineage: Eukaryota; Metazoa; Chordata; Mammalia; Rodentia; Heteromyidae. The coding region runs from base 21 to 1184 and encodes 387 amino acids. The record is from RefSeq and is a predicted model, not a curated record.